GUACCGAUGCAGCAACAAGUUCCAGGACAAGCUCCGAUACAACAGCAAAUUCCGAUACAACAGCAACAACCAAUACAACAGCAACAACCAAUCCAAGGACAAGUUCCGAUGCAGCAAGUACCUAUGCAACAACAAGUACCUAUGCCACAGCAAGUACCUAUGCCACAGCAAGUACCUAUGCCACAGCAAGUACCUAUGCAACAGCAAAUACCAAUGCAAGGACAAGUACCGAUGCAGCAAAUGCCAAUCCAAGGACAAGUACCGAUGCAGCAAAUGCAUCCUGGUCAGGUUCCCAUGCAACAAAUGCAUCCUGGUCAGGUUCCCAUGCAACAAAUGCAUCCUGGCCAAGUACCGAUGAUGCCGAUUCAUCCUGGCCAAGGGCAAAUGCCUCCUCAACCACAUCCAGGUCAACCACCAAUCCAUAUUGCACAGCCUCCUAUGACCAUGCCACUCUUUGAUGAAAAUGCUGAUGAUGCUCCUGCUGUUGCCAUGGAAUACAAGGUUCAUGUUGAUCCUGGAAAAGAGGAGUGUUAUUUCCAAUUUGUCCAGAAAGGCGCAACUAUUUAUGUCAGCUUUCAGGUUCUUCGUGGAGGAGAUGGUAUGGCUGGAUUUGCAAUAAGAAACCCUAGCGGCCAGUUAGUUCAUCCUUAUCAAUGGAAACCUGCAUCUGAGUUCCAAGAAGUAUCACCUACUGGUGGAUAUUAUGGGAUCUGUGUGGACAAUCAGUUCUCUCGAUUUGCUGCCAAAUUAGUCAAUCUUUAUAUCACAACCUUCAGGUAUGACCAAUGGGAAAAAUUUACUCAGGAACUAAAAGAUAUUGACGUUAGUGCCGAAAACUGCACAAAUAUACUUCAAGGCGUCGAUAAACGAAUUCAAGGAAUUUUACAAAUGCAGCAAUUGGCCAGAAGCAGAGAAGCCCGUGACUACAAUCUUCUAUUGGAUAACGAGACUUACGUGCAAAAUUGGUCUAUUGCUCAGUGCGUCGUGGUUAUUGCUUGCUUUGUUGUACAGGUUUACUUUGUUAAGAAACUUUUUGAAACUAAAAACAGUGGUAGAGGAAGGAUCUAGAAGAGAUUUUAUUACGCGUGGGAUUUAAAGAUACUUAUUUUUUUUUGCCAAUCUCAACGGAUCUUCCAAAAUUGACAUAAUUUUUAAUGUUGACUCUAAACAUGAUUACUCCUUUUUUUUUACAAUCCGUCCCAAUCUACAUUCCAUUUGUCCCUAAAUUUAAUGAAUUAUUGAAGUGAAACCGAGUUGUGAAUUUGGUGAUGACAAAAUACAAAGUGCUCAUGUCUUACUA
Daphnia pulicaria is the source of this 1300-nucleotide messenger RNA. RefSeq names its product transmembrane emp24 domain-containing protein B-like. The transcript is spliced from 4 exons. Gene Ontology annotation, biological process: endoplasmic reticulum to Golgi vesicle-mediated transport; intracellular protein transport; Golgi organization. Gene Ontology annotation, cellular component: COPII-coated ER to Golgi transport vesicle; endoplasmic reticulum-Golgi intermediate compartment; endoplasmic reticulum. NCBI's taxonomy places the organism in Eukaryota, Metazoa, Arthropoda, Branchiopoda, Diplostraca, Daphniidae. The record is from RefSeq and is a predicted model, not a curated record. The coding region runs from base 7 to 1068 and encodes 353 amino acids.